CCCCCUCCCCCCACACGCCGCCUAGCGUCGUCGUCCAUCGUGCGAGCUGGACGUUGCCAUGGAGACCGUGGUGAUCGUGGCCAUUGGGGUUCUGGCCACCGUUUUCCUGGCUUCGUUCGUGGCGCUGGUGUUAGUGUGCCGACAUCGGUACUGCCACCCACCGGACCUCCUCCACCACUUCGACUCCAAGCCCACGGUGGACCUGAUCGGUGCCAUGGAGACACAGAGCGAGCCGUCAGAGCUGGAACUGGAUGACGUGGUCAUUACCAACCCUCACAUUGAGGCCAUACUGGAGAACGAGGACUGGAUCGAGGAUGCAUCUGGCUUAGUGUCUCACUGCAUCUCCAUCCUAAAGAUAUGCCACACCCUGACGGAGAAACUCGUUGCCAUGACGAUGGGCUCCGGGGCAAAAGUCAAAGCUCCUGCCAGCCUCAACGACAUCAUCACAGUGGCCAAACGCAUCAGUCCAAGGGUUGACGACGUGGUCCGUUCCAUGUACCCGCCACUGGAUCCCAUUCUCCUGGACGCCAGGGCCACCGCUCUGCUGCUGUCGGUGAGCCACCUGGUUCUGGUGACACGGAAUGCGUGUCACAUGUCUGGCAGCAUGGACUGGAUCGACCAAUCACUGCAUGCCGCUGAGGAUCACAUGGUAGUGCUGAGGGAGGCGGCCCUGGCAUCUGAACCGGAGAGGAGUUUGCCAGAGAGAGAGCAAGCUAUAUAACUCACACACACACGCACAUACACACACACACACACACAACACCCAUUAAACACAUAA
Messenger RNA from Chanos chanos (milkfish), 778 nucleotides. It is a transcript of the gene tmem98, whose product is annotated as transmembrane protein 98. Lineage: Eukaryota; Metazoa; Chordata; Actinopteri; Gonorynchiformes; Chanidae. The coding region runs from base 59 to 721 and encodes 220 amino acids. The record is from RefSeq and is a predicted model, not a curated record. The transcript has 6 exons. Gene Ontology annotation, cellular component: endoplasmic reticulum.